Cyanidioschyzon merolae strain 10D is the source of this 2706-nucleotide messenger RNA. RefSeq names its product similar to trefoil factor. The transcript has a single exon. Bases 1 to 2706 code for a protein of 901 amino acids. NCBI's taxonomy places the organism in Eukaryota, Rhodophyta, Bangiophyceae, Cyanidiales, Cyanidiaceae. The record is from RefSeq and is a predicted model, not a curated record. Gene Ontology annotation, molecular function: protein binding.
AUGUUUCGAGCUCUUUCUCCGGCGCGUGGCCUGGUUGUUGCUGUUUGUCUAUUGUUGGCGGCGACGUUUUCCGUGUCGCUUGUAGCUGCGUUGUCGCCUGUGAGUACGGUUAGCUGGACCUGGAUAGGUGGAGAGACGGGUAUCAAUAAUCCUGGUACUUAUGGAACGCUUAACCAAACUUCUGCUGGGAGUGCCCCAAGAAGUCGUGAAUAUCCAGCAGCUUGGGUCGGAAGAUCAAAUACACUUUACUUAUUUGGUGGUUUUAGCAGUGGAAACCCAUCUGCGAGCUACCUAAAUGACCUAUGGACCUUCGACUUGACCUCACUUGAAUGGACAUGGAUUGGGGGUUCCUCAGAAGCCGACCAACCGGGAGUGUAUGGCACAGUCGGCACAGGCAGCCCAAAUAAUAUACCCGGCAGCCGUUACGGAAGUGCGUAUUGGCAGACGGACGACCAGCAUUUCUGGUUGUUUGGAGGACUCGGCUUCGAUAAGACUGGAAACGGUGUUGGCGACCUGAACGAUAUGUGGCAGUAUGAUACUGAAACGGGAAUCUGGACGUGGUUCGGUGGGAAUGAUACUUUCAACGCCAUGCCAGUCUAUGGACCGAAGGAUAUCUACAGCCAAAUUUACAAUCCCGGAGGCCGAGAUAGCGCGGCAUUUUGGCUGGGCGCAGAUGGCCUGCUUUGGCUGUUCGGUGGAGAAGCUUUACAUCAAGGAUCAUUUUCGGACCUUUGGUCAUUCAAUACUACCACAUUCCAGUGGGCGUACAGAGACGGAUCGCAGGCUCCCAACGAGCCUGGUAACUUUAGUGAACCAGGUGUUGCUAAUGCCACGAAUGCACCAGGAGCACGUCGAAAUGCUUAUACGUGGACAGAUCUUGGUGGAAAUCUCUGGUUGUUCGGUGGUAUUGGAUACGGAAACAGUUCACAAGCUGGCCCUGGUCUGUUGAAUGAUCUAUGGGUCUACAACAUAAGUCAGUUAACGUGGAUUUUCAUUGCAGGGAAUACCACGAUUCAGAAUCCAGGAUCAUAUGGAACUCUCGGAGAAUUCGCACCGACUAACUAUCCUGGAGGAAGAGACUCGGGUUCAAGUUUCGUAGACUCAUCGGGUAAUCUGCAGCUCUUUGGCGGUGGCGGGAACGCAAACGACCGUGUGAAUUUCGUUUUUUUGAACGAUCUAUGGGUUUUCGAUAUCGAACUGGGUCAAUGGGCGUGGAUUAAUGGAAGCUCAACGGGGAACGCUGCUGCAGUAUACGGGGCAUUGAACGAGUCCGACCCGAGUGUUGCUCCCGGCGGUCGAGCAGGACCAGCUUUCUGGAACACCAGUGGAACAGAUCCGGUCAUGUUUGGCGGAUUUGGAUACUCAAACACUAGCGGAAAUGGCUUUCUCAAUGAUGCCUUCGCUUUGAGAGAAACGUUCCCUACACCUACCCCUCGAUCUACGCCAACAUCAACGCCAACUCUGACACCUACAAUUACGCCAACUGCUACUGCGACCCCGACACCCACGCCGACACCUACACCAGUCUGCACCAUUGAGAUCUGCGGCUCUCCAGGACAGUACACCAACCAGGACGCUUGCGAGCAAGUCGGAUGCUGCUUUAACUCCCAGACAAACGCGUGCACCCUGAAGAGCGUCUCAGCGGCGUGCAGCGCUGUUCCAGUGACGCAACGUGUCCCCUGCGGCUGGAGCUACAUCUACCCCGACGAGUGCACUGCGAUACCGGGAUGCUGCUGGCAGCCUACAGCGAACGGCAUCCUCGCGCCCUGGUGCUACUACGACAUCGACCAUGCACCGCAGGCCUCUGUAGCGCUGCAGGAGGUGCAGGCACCGGUUCCCGUCUGCCCGUCACCGGGAGCGCAGCGCCAGCCGUGCGGCAACGCGGGUAUCAACCAGUUUACGUGCUAUGCCCAGGGCUGCUGCUACGACUCGCAGGCGCAGAACCAAUGGGUGCAGAACGGCAAGCAGCAGAGCGACUUUGCGUCGAACCCGUACUGCUUCCAGCCCGAGAAGACGUGCGCGGUGGGCGAGUUUGAGCGCCAGCCGUGCACGAACGCGGUGAAUCAGAACCAGCAGCUGAACAAUAACAUCAACAAUAACCAGUUUGUGCGUCUGCUGAACACGCUUCUGUACGGGGAGCAGCACGGGACGCAGCGCACGAGCUACUCGCCGCAGCAGUGCCUGGAGGCUGGUUGCUGCCUGGGGCUCGGCAACGAGUGCUUCCAGCCGAUGACCGAGUACGUGUGCCAGACCUACGGGUAUGUGUCGAACUCGCUGAGCGGCACGAACGGCAACGUAUCGAACUCGAGCUAUAUUGCUUGCGGCCCUGAGUGCUGCAACGCCGAGACGCAGAACUGUACGUACAACCCGUUCAGCAACAACAAUAACCAGCAACUGCAGCAACAAUUGCAACAACAGCAGCAACAACAACAGGUGCUGCUGCCGUCAUUCUGUGUGUGCAAGGACCCUACGAAGCAGUGCGGGACGUACCUGAUCCCUUCGGAUAACCUUGUGAACAAGAUGCGUUGCUGCCGCGCUGACGAGGAGUGCAUCAACAACCAGUGUGUGGUGAUUAGUCCAACACCGACUCCGAGUCCCGUGGCUGCGACAGCGACACCCUCUGCGACGGUGUCUGCGGCGGUGUCUGCGACGAUGUCUGCGAGUGCGUCAGCAUCGGUUUCGGGUUCAGCUUCAGUGUCUGCUUGA